AAUCUACCAUUCUUUAAUUUUUAUUCCUAUGUGCAAAGUCAUCAUGAUCAAACAGGAAGCUAGUGGUAGUGAAAAGGAACAAGUUAAAUGGUCAGAUAAAAUGGAUUAUGCGUACAUCCAAGCAAUGAUUAAACAACAAGAGACGGGCAAUAGGGUGAAUGGUAGUUUCACACCAACUGCAUAUGCUCAAAUGGUUGAGGAGUUGAGCACAAAGCAUCAAAUGGAUAUUACCAAAAGUCAUUUGAAGAAUCGCUACAAAACCUUAAAAAAACAUUUUUCGCAAUGGUACGAUCUGUUUAGGGGAAUUUCAUUGAGCGGGUUCUCUUGGAAUUCGUCUACUCAACUAAUAGAAGCGGAGGAAGAAGUAUGGGAUAAUUUAAUAAAAUCAAAACCUGAGGCUGCGUCGUUAAGGACAAAAAAGAUUGCAUACUUCGAUGAGAUGUUGGUAUUAUUUGCAAGGGAUAGGGCAUCUGGUGCACAUGCUGAAACAACGAAAGAAAGAAAUGCCCGAUUAAAUAAAAAUGAAAAUAUUCAAGUUGAAACAAUUAAAGAAGUUGAUGACAUGUUAGCUAACAAUGAAAUUCAUUUGGAGAACGAAUAUGUUGAUCUUGAUGAUGACAUUCAGGAUGUUAUUCCACCUCCUUUUUCACAAGAACGGUCUUCAGGUGCAAAGAAGUGUAAGAGUAAAAAGAGAAAAUUUGAAGACGACGAAGAAGAAGAAGAUAUUAACUCAAAGAUAAUGAAAUCGGUUGAUAAUGUGGCUAGUGUUAUCAGGGAGGGUAAUAUAAUUUUUGAUAGAGCUUAUCCUCGGGAAUAUACAGGGGAAGAAAUUUAUAGAGAAUUGGAGUUGGUGGGUUUGGAACCCCAUGAAUUACCGAGGGCUCUAAAUUUUUUGGCAACAAAUCAAGCAAAAGAUAGUAGGACAUUGUUCAGUUGUCCCCUUCAGAUACGGAUGGGUGUCCUCAAAGAUAUGAUGGGUGCACGUGAUUGAAUAACCUUGGGUGAUUGUUACUGGAUUGAUCUAAUGUGUUUAUGAUUUUUUUUUUUGAGUUGUUUGUGGUUUUCGUUUUGCAUCUUGAAAACAAUUGAAUAACAUGCGGUUUUCCUUUUUACAAUUUACUUUAUAUUAAAAUAAAAUUGUUUUGUUAAUGUUUUAAGUAGAGGGGAGGAAGGGAGAGUUGGU
This is a messenger RNA of Lactuca sativa (garden lettuce), 1183 nucleotides long. RefSeq lists its product as uncharacterized. NCBI's taxonomy places the organism in Eukaryota, Viridiplantae, Streptophyta, Magnoliopsida, Asterales, Asteraceae. The record is from RefSeq and is a predicted model, not a curated record.